GGGAAGGUCGAUUGUAAAAGCAAGACCUUUAUCGGUUCACUUUGUGGUCAUGUGAGUCGCAGUGAAAAUUAUUUCCAUGUCCUGACCGUUAUUAACAAAGAUGUAAUUAGCGAGGACAUAUCUGAUGUCAAGUAUAAGACUGAUGGGGUUAAAGUCAUUGAGUGUCCUCCAGAGACCAUGCACAAGUCUGUCCUCACCAACAAUGAGUGCCAGUCAGUGAAACAGACAACUACCCUCUAUAAGACAACCCAAAGGGAGCAAAGGUGGGACACCAGCUUUUCGUUUACAAUGGGUGUCAAGAGUUCCAUCACUGCCGGAAUCCCCUCAAUCUUGUCCACAGGAGUCGAGUUAAGCGCUGAAACGACCCUCCAGUUCACCAAAGGGACCACUUAUACCGAGUCGACCACCCACACUGUUUCUGUUGAGGCCAGUAUCCCACCAAACCACUCCUGCCGUGUCAGUAUGGUGGGAUAUAAGUACGCGGCAGACAUCCCAUACACUGCACGCCUCAAGCGCACCUACAAAAAUGGGGAGACCUCAUGGACGUCCAUCUCUGGGACCUACAAAAGCGUCCAAAUGGGAGAAGUCCGUGGUGUGGUGGAUCGCUGUGAACCUGUACCUGAUGCCAAGCCCUGUCCCUUAAAGAAAGAAUAA
Perca flavescens (yellow perch) is the source of this 654-nucleotide messenger RNA. Its product is annotated as natterin-3-like. The annotation marks the transcript as partial. The transcript has a single exon. NCBI's taxonomy places the organism in Eukaryota, Metazoa, Chordata, Actinopteri, Perciformes, Percidae. The record is from RefSeq and is a predicted model, not a curated record.